Molecule: messenger RNA, 1025 nt
Organism: Oryza brachyantha (malo sina)
Lineage: Eukaryota; Viridiplantae; Streptophyta; Magnoliopsida; Poales; Poaceae
Product: transcription factor DIVARICATA-like
Exons: 2
Coding region: 1-570 (189 amino acids)
Molecular function (GO): DNA binding
Source: RefSeq, a predicted model, not a curated record
AUGGCCUUCUACCGAGGUGGCUCGUCGUCGUGGGCGGCAGCAAUGAUGGCGGCGCCGAGCAGCAGGGCGUGGAGCAAGGCGGAGGACAAGGUGUUCGAGAGCGCGCUCGUGGCGUUCCCGGACCACACGCCGAACCGGUGGGUGCUCGUGGCGUCGCGGCUCCCGGGGCGCUCGGCGCAGGAGGUCUGGGAGCACUACCAGGCGCUCGUGAGCGACGUCGACCUCAUCGAGCGCGGGAUGGUCGAGUCCCCGGGGUGCUGGGACGACGGCGACGACGGCGCCGGCCGCGGUGGGGUGCAGGGCGCUGGCCGCGGCCGCGGCGGCGGGGGCGCGGGUGGUGAUGAGCGCCGCCGCGGCGUGCCCUGGACCGAAGAGGAGCACAGGUUGUUCUUGGAAGGGCUAGAGAAGUACGGGCGCGGCGACUGGCGCAACAUCUCGCGGUGGUCGGUGAAGACGCGGACGCCGACGCAGGUGGCGAGCCACGCGCAGAAGUUCUUCAUCCGCCAGGCCAACGCCGGCAGCCGCGGCGACACCAAGCGCAAGAGCAUCCACGACAUCACCGCCCCGUGAUGCGUGGGCGCGCGGCUCCUGCGCGACGACAUAUACAUAUAUGAUAUUUGCAUGCAGCACGAUCCGGUCUGGUCCAGGGCUUAGUGAGCAUGCAUUUGCUUCACCCAAACCAGUUGCUUUCGAUCACCUCAUCGACGAGGAGAGAACGAACGGUGGGGUCUAGUCACCGACCAUGCAUCUCCGUUAGUUCCGCUCGCUCCCGUCGUGUAAAAAUGUAGCUAGGCUAGAACUGAAGCUAAUUAAAGCUCGAUCGGCUGGAACCUGUGAUCAAGUGCUGCGAUAUAGUAGUUUGUGUACUUGUUGAAUAAUAACUGUAUCUGCUUCAUCGAUCGUGUGUGAGUGACAUGCAUGUAAGCUGAAAGGAGUUUAGCAGUCCUGCACAUGGUUGAUACUUGUUAGGGGCAACGGGUUAUAUUCGGUUGUCAUCUUUCCAAUACAUCCAUAAAAAUCAUCGU